Messenger RNA from Impatiens glandulifera, 1843 nucleotides. Its product is annotated as protein farnesyltransferase/geranylgeranyltransferase type-1 subunit alpha. Gene Ontology annotation, molecular function: protein farnesyltransferase activity; CAAX-protein geranylgeranyltransferase activity. NCBI's taxonomy places the organism in Eukaryota, Viridiplantae, Streptophyta, Magnoliopsida, Ericales, Balsaminaceae. Gene Ontology annotation, biological process: protein geranylgeranylation; protein farnesylation. The transcript has 11 exons. The record is from RefSeq and is a predicted model, not a curated record. Bases 446 to 1717 code for a protein of 423 amino acids. Gene Ontology annotation, cellular component: protein farnesyltransferase complex; cytoplasm; CAAX-protein geranylgeranyltransferase complex.
AAGUUGAAACGCAGGUAGAGAGGCGGCGAUCGAAUUCAACGUCUGUGUCUGGAAGAACAAGCCGGACAGUGCAGUGAGUUGUGUCGUGAAGUUAAACCUUAAACCCUAAACCGGUUAAAUAAGAAAGAGAAAAACCCAUUCUUCAUCUUAUUAUAUUUUUCCGAAAACAAAAAUAGCAAACAAAAGCCCUAACUUUGCUUCUGUUUUAUUGUACCCAUCAGAGAAGGAAUUCUGGGUCCUUGAUUUGCGGGCUGGAGAAGAAGCGACGCGGGAAGAGCAGAGCUUGCGGUUGACACCUGCUCCGGUUGUCGUGGCUUCAGCUGUGGUCUCGGAUUCUUUAGCUACCGGCGGACUUCUAUCUGCAAGAUAAUGAUGUUAUGGGACAAUGAAGAAGACGAAUAUGGAAGUUGGUUACAUGCUUAGCCUUCAUAUUUUAUAGCAAGCAAUGGCAGAAAAAAAUCACAUGGAUUUAUUGACUGUAUUGGAGAACAUAUUAGAUUCUGAUCCUCUAAUUGAUGAACUGGGUUUUAUUCAUCCUCUUCAAUUCCUAACGUUAGAUAAAGAGGAUGCUGGUAGUGGAAUGUCGUCUGGGAAUAUUCUGCAGUCUGAAGACGGGGUCUUGAAUUCAAGAUCAUUAGAAGGCCUCUCUUAUGUGCCUUUUUGGUGUAGAGAUCAUAAGCUAGGUAUCUCAACUGAGAUUCUUAUGCCCCUAUAUGGUGCAGCUAAAUGUGCAUUUAUAUCUGUAUAUGAAAAGUACAAGGUACAGACUAAUGUUUGCAUGAACAAAGAUGAAUUCCCUGGAGGUAUGAAAAAAAGCAUGUCAUUUCCUUUUAGCAUUAUUGAAGCUGAAGUCAUGAGGCACAGUCGGGUGCUUUUGUUGUUAAGCAGCGACUAUGGAACUGCUUGGAAUGCUAGGAAGCUGGUUUUGUCAAGCAAACAAGAAGUCCAAUAUUUUGUGGAUGAAUUAUUCUUCUCAGAUCUGGUACUUUCAUAUUUUCACAAGAGUGACAUGACUUGGAGCCAUAGGCGUUGGUUGAUCAAGAAGAUUGUUACAAUGCAUCCGUACGUGCAAGAUAUUGUGGAAAAAGAAUCAGAGUUAGUGCAGAAAUUAGCAGAGAAGUCAAAAAUGAAUUAUCGUGCAUGGAAUCAUCGUUGUUGGCUAGUUUCUUACAUGACAGAAGGUCAGGUGCUGCACGAGUUGAACAAGUCGAAAGAGUGGGCUGGAUUGAAUGUUGCUGAUAGUUCUUGCUUUCAUUACCGCACACGGCUAAUGCUGAAGAUGCUAGGAGAUAGUUCUACUCGCCACAGUGGCAAUGUAGAGAUUCGUCAAGCAUGGAACGAAGAGCUUGAAUGGAAUAAAUUGUUACUCCUACGUUAUGCAGGACGAGAGGCUCUAUGGAUUUAUCGUCGUUUCCUUUCUCUGUGCUGGAAAAAGAAUUUUGCAUCUGGGACUCCUCAAUCAGAUGAAGAUGUUUUUAUAAUAGAUGAGUUAGGAUUUGUUUGCUCUUGUUUAAGUAUCCCAAAUGACGACUUUGGAGAUUACCAAACAAACUCAACUUUAGCUGCGGCGUAUGCUUUGUGGUUGUUGAAGCAAAUACGGGAUGAUAUAGGAAUCGAAAUUCAUGAGAAUGUACCUGUAAUCGAGUUAAAGGAUGCGAUAAACAAGAUAUACCCAGGAAAAUUCUUCCUUCAAUGUGCUCUACCCAAGAAAGCUUGAUAACCAACUCAUGAUCAUUGUAAGUUAUUGUUUUCAGUAAACUUAAGGGUUGUUUAUUUGAAUUAAAAUUACAGUUUUGAGCUGUAAUUUUAUAUUUUGAAGUAUAUGGAGUUCAAUUUUUCUUAA